Parus major (Great Tit) is the source of this 7666-nucleotide messenger RNA. Its product is annotated as serine/threonine-protein kinase SBK2-like. Gene Ontology annotation, molecular function: protein serine/threonine kinase activity; ATP binding. Lineage: Eukaryota; Metazoa; Chordata; Aves; Passeriformes; Paridae. The transcript has 4 exons. The record is from RefSeq and is a predicted model, not a curated record. Gene Ontology annotation, biological process: peptidyl-serine phosphorylation; peptidyl-threonine phosphorylation. Bases 100 to 1077 code for a protein of 325 amino acids.
GUAGCGCCUGGCAGCCCACUCCGGCUGCUGGCGCAGCUGAGCCCGGCGGCUGCAGCGAGGGGAGCGAGGCAGUCGUGGCUGUUUGGCUUUCCUGCGCUGAUGGAGAAGCACUCAGUGAUGGCCGAGAGCACAGCUGUGACUGCAGCAGUGACAGGGAGAGCAGCACCAACAAAGCUAGAGGAGCUCCUGGAGAUCACUGCUCAGAGCCUGGUGCACACUGAGGUGUCAGAGCACUACAAGGUUAUUCGGGAGCUGGGCAGGGGCAAGUACGGCCAUGUGAUGCUAGUGACCCACAGGCAGAGAGGGACUCCUAUGGCUCUCAAGCUGCUCCCCAAAGCCAGUACAAAGCUGCACACCUUUCUGUAUGAGUAUUGUGUAGCACUGUCCCUCGCCACGCACCCUGCCAUCAUUGGCAUGUUUGGAAUUGCCAUUGAGUCCAGCCAGUACUAUGGUUUCCUCUAUGAACCAGCGCUCCACAAAGACCUCAUCUCUAUCAUCAAACCCCGCGAUGGGAUUCCUGAGCUGGCCACAAAGCAGUGUGCCAAGCAGCUCGUGAGUGCGCUGGAGUUCAUCCACAGCCGGGGGCUGGUGUACCGUGAUAUCAAGCCUGAGAAUGUGCUGCUUUUCGAUCCCGACUGCCGGCUCGUCAAACUUACUGACUUUGGGCUCACACGGCCCAAGGGUACCAAGCUCAAGCUGGUGGCUGGGGUAAUCCCCUACACUGCACCCGAGCUGAGCAACAUUGCUGAUGCUCAGGGAGUGCCCAUUGACAGCAGCAUGGAUGCCUGGGCCUUCGGGGUGCUGCUUUUCUGCCUGCUGACUGGCUACUUCCCCUGGGAGCAGAGCCUGCCAGAGGACCCUUUCUUUGAGGAUUUCAUGCAGUGGCAGGAGACAGGCCUGGAAAAUGAUGUGCCCCGGCACUGGAAGCGCCUGACAGCCGAGGCUGCUGGGAUGCUGCGGGGCCUGCUGGCUCUAGAUCCCACCAAACGUAGCCCUGUCAGUGGGGUGCUGUGCUAUGUUGACUGCCCUUGGAGGCUGGAGGGUGGGCACAGUGAGGAGGCUGCUGUGAAGUCCUAGAUCCUGCUCCCCAUGGCAGGAGGGAAGGAGGGUCUCAGCCUGCAAAGGGCCUUCAGGGUUUGGGCACCAUGGUGGCCUGGGAAUGAGAGGCCAUGGUGACUCAGAGAGAAACUUCUCUGCAGCACUGUCCCUGCUGCCACAGUCAAGCUUCUUCCCCAGAUGAUUGUCCUCACCCCAUGACUCAGUGCUGCCCAGUGCCACCUCCUGUGUUCUGAAAACAUCUUUCUCAUAGAAAUGACUGUGUGUGAAGCAUCCAUUUGUUUCAUAGCCACAGGAACUCCAGGGAGUUAUUUAGGCUGCAGCACCUGCCAUGUCUCAAAAUAUGUACUUUUGUGUUUCUGUAUGUCGUUUGUUUUCCCUCAUAAUAAAUGAUUGUUGGGACACACUUGCUGUUGGAAAGCAGGGAGCAGGUUAGAACUUGGAGCUAUCUCAGGACAAGCUGUCCAAGGCAGGGGCCGUCUCUGAAUGCUGCCUGUGCCUGCACCAGGACCCCUGGAGGGUGGCUUCAGGCUGGUGGCAUGGAGGGGCUGGGGAGACCCCAGCACGUGGCCAUGGAUGACGGCUGAGGAAUGGUUAUGGUAUUGAGGUUAUCUCAUGCCUGCCCAAACACACCUCUUCCCUUGUACUGCCUUCAGGUCCUAAGACAAUGUCUUUCAUGAUCUUUUAGAUGCCUCAUUACCCCUCUAGAAGACCUUCCUUCUCCCCUCUCCUCUCCCUUCUUUAACCCUUCUCUAGACACAGACCUCUCCUAAUGCCCCAGUAUCCUCCUAGGUGCACAUUUUAAUCCUGAAAAGGAGUAGCAAAGAGGGAAUUAAGGGUUAGUAGCACUUUUUACUUUUCUACAUCUUUUCAAUACCCAGGAUUUUGCUGUUGGUAAUAAUCCCUUCCUGCACUUAACCCAGUCUUUUGCUGGAAACAUCCACAGCUCAUUUUCCACUCUAUAACUUCUAAAAAUGCAGUGUCCCAGUACUAUACUUUCUAGUAUUUCAGCUUUUUUUUCAUCUCCGGUCCUUUCCUGCACAUGCUCUUUCUUUUAUGCUUCCCCAACCUCCAGGUCUUUUUUUUUCCAGCUUCUUCUCACCCACUGGCAUUUUAGUAUUAACUUCUCUACUAGCACUAUCCAUCAGCUGGUGAACACCUUUUGCUUGCUUCUCUCUCAGCAACAUCACGUCUGUAUUACUAUUUUGUGCUGUUCCUGCUCCCUGCAUCACUUAUGCCUUGAGUCUUCCUUCCAACUCCCCAACCUACCUUACCAAACAGCGUUAUGCUCACACUGUCCAGGAUACAAUUUUCUUCUGCUUACUUCCAUCUCAGAAUCUUUCAUUACUUGAAAUCAUAAUAAAUUCUGCUCAACUCCAGCUUGCUGAAAUUUGGCUUUGAAUGUUAAGGUGCCAACACAGCUCCUAUAUUUCAAGUGGAGAAGCUUUAAGACCAGUGGAUCUAAAGAACAGGUAGCUGGUAACUAUCCAGUGAAAAAUAAUGGAAAUUUUUUUACAGAUGCUUGCUAAUGGACAAUUACAGAACAGGAAUGUGGCUUUUUGGAAUGAGACAUUUAAUUUUAUAAUAAAAUCAUGUUUGAUACAGUAAAUUCAUACCCUCAUACAGAGUUUUUGUAAGGCAUGACCUAUUGAUAAAUAGAGAAUUAUCAUAUGUUGUAUUGAUUCAGAAGAUGCACUAUGCAAAGUUUAUAAAAUAUAGAUUAAGUGGAUUGAGAACUGUCAAUAGGCAGAAGAAAUAAUUGUCUGAUUGGAAUGCUCUAUUUUGUUUGGUUUCUCCAGGGAUCAGUUGUUACAUGAAAACUGGUUAACAUUUCCAACUGUGAUUUUAAGGAAAAUACAAAGCAGAUAAAACUCUACAGAUGACAUAAGCAUAAAUAGGGUGGUAGCAAGAAGAGCAAGCUACUCAAAGAGAUCUGAAUAACUUGCUAAGUAUAUUCAAACCAAAUGCAUUUUCUUACAGGCAGGAGAAAUAUAAUUAAGUAGGAACAUACUAAAUAAAAGGAACAGGAAUAAAAGUCAUUCUUACAAAAGGACCCUAAAAACUUGCCAAGUCACAGAGAAUACACAAGAUUACAUGAGUUCUUACUGUGUUGUCCUACUAAAAAAAAAAAAUGGGCUCCUUGCAUGGCCAAAGAGGGGCAGAAAGUAGGGAUGGUGAAAUCUUCAGCAAAAACAGCUAACAAGAUUCCUGUUGGCCUAAAUAUGAGUGUGGGAAGUAGCAGUGAGUGAUUAGUAUUUGAUACCUCAUGGGGAAAUCCUGGGCACCACAAUUGCAUGCAAGCUGGAAAACUGGAGACAGCUCAGAAAAAAACUGGGUCCCAUGGUGGGACUGUGGCUUAAAGAUGUAAGAAAACCUUAAAGAAACUAACAAAUUAAACUAUCUAAAAUAGGAAGACUGGAUGGUGAAUUGAUUAUGGUAUAGAAUGUUGAGAAGAAAAUACCACCUACUAAUGACCUAUUUUAAUUUGAGAACGAUCCAAGAGAAGCCAUGAAAGGUUGAAGCCAAACAGUCCACUAGUAUGGUUCUUGCCUACUGUAAGAAACCCUCAUAUGUGCAGAGGCUGAGAGAAUGGGGAAUGUCUGGAGGGGAGAAGGGUGGAUCUUGUACUUCUUUAUACUUCUAGGCACAAGUAUAAAUUGUGAGAGGGAAGGCAUUUAAACAAAAAAAAAAAAAAAAAAAAAAAAAAGGCUUUAUGGUGAUAGUGACCAUACUUAGUAACAUUGGUUGUGUGUUUAUGGCUUUGAAGACAUUCAAAAGAUGAUUGGACAAGGGUCUGGUAAACUUUCUCUAGCUGUCCCUCUUUUGAGAAGGAGAUUGGUGUAGGCAGUCUUCAUAUGUCCUGUCUGGUAUCAGCCAUGCUGCAAUUCCACAUUUUUUAUUUUAAAGACACUGUGUUGUAGCUAAGGAUGUUUAGGGCUCCCAAAUGUAUCUCCUUUGGAAUUGCUCAGCAUGGUCUUAGCAAAACUGUAUGCCAAAUACAAAACCAGUUUGACAAUCAAAGGUUAGCAAGAUUUUAGGAUUUACUCCAAAUUAAAGUAAACCUGAACUGAUGGAACACUGACAUCUUUGGGGAAACAAAUCAAGCUGCCCAUGCCAUCAGGACCCAGGCUGGUUUUUCACAGGAGCCAAAUAUGCCAAUGAGGAUCAGGGAUUCAGUGCUGCCUGACAAAGGUAAUGUGACAGGAUAAUGUGGCAAUGACCAGGAUUGUUUCUCCGUCUCCUUUGUCAAAGAGCCUUGAGACUUCAGUAGAAGAGGUUUCUGCUGCCAGAAAGUUGUGUGAUGCCUAGUGAAGUGAUGAAAUCAGCACUGUGACUGCAUCAUGCAUGUGCUGGUGAUGGGGACAAGGCUGCAAUGAAGCAAGCGUGAAUUUGAGCACAGUGGCAAAAAGCCCUGCCCUGAACCAAGUCCCCAACUCAGGAUUCUUUUCUCAGUAGCUUGUUCAUAAUUGCAGCUGGAUUUCUUAAAUCAAUGAAUAAACAGACCUAACAAAGACUAUCCCCAGCGGGUCUGGAAAAGGAUCUGGUUGCCCCCAGUGCCUCCUGAGCAGCUGAAUGGAACAGAGCUGUGCAAACACACCAGCCCUUUGCAGCUGCAGCCUCUGUCUGCAGGAGGGCUGGCCAGGUGCCCUGCACUGUGAAAGGCAACAUUUCAGCUAAUGUAGGCAAAGGGGAUGGGGUGGAUCUGGUGUCAUCCCCAAAAGGGCAUCAGGUGGAUCUGAAGAGGAGGGAAAAAUGCAGUACUUCACUCCUCUCUGGGAUGGAAUGAAGAGAGAAAUCAGAUAGUUACCGAGCUCACCAUACUGUGAGUUCUGACUACAUGUCCAAGAAGUUUGAAUCCAGCCCCUGGUGCCCAGAUGCCUGCAGCACACUGCGUGCACAGGCUGGGAGCAUGGAUCCCAUGGCUUUUGGUGGGAUGUAUGCUCUGUAUUUCUGGAUCUCCUUGUGCACCUCACUAUGCAUUCUGUUUCCACUUCUGCACUAUACAGUCCAUGUGACUCCUCAAUAGCUACACUCAGCAGCAGCCUGGGGAAUAUGAUACAGAUGAGAGACUGCAGGGUGCAGGGAAAGUAUGGGCCACCAAUGCAGGCAGAUGGGUUGAGUCCUGGAUCUGUUAACUGAACUGAUAGUUUGAUUGUAACUCUUCUCCCAGUUAGGAAGUGUUGUUAGGAAGAAGUGAGAGUGAAGAAGUCAUCUUGCUAGACAGAGAUGUGAAAAUUCAGGCUGAUUUGAAAGUGAUUACCUAAGUCCUGAUAAUGGUUAAGCCAUGUCCCAGAUGAAUCAUCUCAGAAUUAAAAUACUGAAUGCUAAAGAGAGCCUGUAGGCAAAUUUUUUGGGCAACUGUCCCCAAAAUAGAGACUGUGUUGCUAUGCUGGCUGAACUCAGAACAAACAGCAGGGUAGGAACAAAUGGCAUAGUGGAGUUAAUGUCAUCUUCUCCUUCUACAGGAAGAAUAAUGAAAGUCACUCUGUUGUGGAAGUUGGAACAAUGACUAAAAGCAGGGUAGAUAUCCAGCCUUCAGGGAUUUAGCAGUUAGGCUUCUGGAGUAAUUUCCAGAAGCUUGCAUAUAACUUUCCUUCUGCUUUGUCAACUCCAAAACUGUUACUUCCAUUCUUUUCUACUUAAAUCCCAUAAAUGUCAUUACUGUGACUGAAUCAGUUUCUUAAGAAGGGUGGUAUUCCCCAGCAUUCCUUGAACAAGACCACAUGCUAACCACUCUUGUGACUCUUCCCACCCUGCAGGUAAAUGUCAGGGCUUGAGAUUUUAGAAGGACUGAGCAUGAGUUACAAGAAAUGAAUGGGAGAAAACAUCUCAGGCCAGGGAAAAUGACAGGGCAGAUGUAGGACUGCAUGAUGUGUGAGCCUAAUUCCUCCCACACUGCUAGUUCUCGAGUUUUGACUUUCACUUCAAAGACAAAGCAGACCAAAGCUUUGUUAAAAACCAUAAAAUAUGGCCUUGUUAUAAGCAACUCUCCUGAGCACAAGGAUAGGAAGAGAAAGUAGCUAGGAAAUAAAAGUGGUGGAUUUUGUUACCUUUCAUUCUUACUUAUGUAGGGGCACGUUGGUGACAACUGCAACCCAACUGAUGUCUUCUAGAGCUGCCUGUAGCUGAGAAGCCAUGAGAAAUCAUAAAAUGCCAUUGUCAUGCCAAAGAGCUGCACGAUUGAAAGUGACUUGGGGCACAAGAUACUUGGUCCCUGACAUGGAGUUUCAGCUUCUAGCCUUUUUUUACCUCUAUCCUGCAUCCCUGGGUGGAGAUGCAGAAACCAGAGGGAAAUACCUUAGACAGGAAGAUCAAAGGAACUGCCUCCAUGUUUUUCAUAUCCCAUAGCUUGCACUGUACCUCGCUACCCAUACUGUAAUUUUAAUUCCCCUUGUGAUGUGCUGUGCUAUCACACAGUGUUACUGCUGACCACAAGAAGAGAAGAGACUACUACUAAAUCCCCUAAUGACUAGUAUCAGCCAGCAUCCUAGAUUUCCCUACUUAGGAUGCACCAAGAUCUGAUAGCCAGGCACACCAGCCAAUAAUCUGGGCUUGCCCAUAUACAGGUCUGCCUGUUGCUGUGGUACAUUUGUUUUCUUUCCCCUGGGCUGACAGGCAGCUGGGCAUGUUUAUAAGCCCUGUGUCUUGGCUCAUAAACAUAUAAGCUUAUAAACAGCUUUGUGCAAGAGAGGGAGGAAAGGGGAUUUGGCCUGGCCCAGGGUGGUGACAGAAGGCAGUCAUGGCUGUCAAACAGACUAAUUGCACUUCAAAUCCUCUUUGCUGUUUACAAGCUUCCCCCCACCAAGGACUUGUGUUUCUGGCUAGCACCUGUGUCUCAGGGUAGACUCACACAAGGCUGCAGCUUCUGUGGUAGCCACCUUUUGUGUGCUAACUCAGAGUACAACUUCCACCUGUACUUUGACGUAUUUCUUAGGGGAUAGCAUGAAAAAUGAUUCAUGACUGAAGUUAUUUAAUGAGGUGCUCAGGAGAAAAUUGACCUUGAGUGGUAAAACACUAGUUUUUUAAAGUGUGUAUCUGACAUCUAGAUAUACAGAGCUGGCUUCAAGCAAAGCAGUCAUGUUGCCAUGAUUAGAGGUGGUGCAGAUGUCUUGAAGCUGAUGCUUGAGCAGUCCUGUGUCCUUGGCCCCAGUGUUGCCCAGUGUCUGGCACAGCUGGUUGUCUUCCCUUCUGCUGGCAGAUUAGCCGAUGGAAGCAGAGCAAGGACAGAAAUGUCCAGGCAUUGGUUCACAUCUGCUGAUUCUGCUCUUUCAAAAUCCAGGUAGAGAAAAAAUGGUAGCUUUCACAUCCCCUUGUUCUGUCACUAUCAGUUGUUGCAGAUGACAUUUGCUUUAAGAUACUAUUUUAUCUUCCUCUUCAGGACAGUAUAUCUCACAGAGAUUGCUAAAUGAAGAACUAAUUCACAGUUCUCUUCCCAGGGGCAUCCUGGACAGGCUUAACUCCUGACAAUUCCUUCAGCAGAGCCUCUCUCUGCUUUACCCUGCACCCCUUUCUCUAGUUGCUUCAUGACUUUUGGCUGAUGAAUCCUCUUUGAAGAAACCAAAACACAUUUAAUUGUUCAUACCUUUAUAGUUGAUAAGCCCUUUGUUGC